AUGGUGAAGGUUGAUGGGAGAGUCUUCAACUUCCUGAAUGGGAAGUGUGAAGCUUCCCAUCUCAUGAAGAGGAAUCCACGUGAGAUCACAUGGACGGUCCUCUACAGGCGAAAGCACAAGAAGGGUCAAGAAGAAGAACAGGUGAAGAAGAGAACCAGGCGAACGGCGAAGUUCCAACGAGCCAUUGUUGGUGCCACUCUGAAUGACAUCAUGGCCAAGAGGAACCAGAAGCCUGAAGUGAGGAAAGCCCAGAGAGAACAUGCCAUUCGAAUCGCCAAGGAGAAGUCCAGGGCUGCAAAGGCUGCAAAGAAGGCCACUCAACCACCUGCCAAGGCAGCAAAGGCACAGCCAAAGCAGAAGCCUGUCAAGGCUAUUCAGAAGGGAGCACCCAGGGUUGGAGGAAAACGAUAA
Messenger RNA from Darwinula stevensoni, 411 nucleotides. The record is from the annotation of a GenBank genome assembly. Lineage: Eukaryota; Metazoa; Arthropoda; Ostracoda; Podocopida; Darwinulidae.